Messenger RNA from Sclerotinia borealis F-4128, 4233 nucleotides. Lineage: Eukaryota; Fungi; Ascomycota; Leotiomycetes; Helotiales; Sclerotiniaceae. The record is from the annotation of a GenBank genome assembly.
AUGCCAUUACUACGUCGUCGUGCUGCUGCCAGCGACGCUGAAAUGCGACGGCAUAGCUUCUUUCCCACCGAUUCCAAUACUCUAAAUCCAAUUCUCGAUGCCGACCUUCCAGAUGGCAGAGUGAGUGAACAAAUCCCACGACGACCUUCACCUAGAGAUUUUCAAUCGUCCACAGAACCAGGAACACUUGGACCGAUAUUCGUGCCGAAGAGACCUUCCACGGAUUAUCCUACAGCACUCCAGCGGUCGGGGUCACCACCGAUACAGGAGGAAACAUCGAAACAUCGUCGCUUCUCUAUGUUAAGGUUUCGACAUGCUUCCGAUUCACAAUUAUCUACUAGGUCGCGGCUACAAGCUCAUAAUGCUUCAAUAGCUGAAGAUGUUCCUCCGAUACCUCAGCAGCGCAAGUCCCCAGAGAUUAUCACCACUGCUCCGACGAUGGAUUUCAAUGGCGGACGCCCAAUGAAGAAAAAGUCGCGCGUUAGACUUCCUGGGCGUACCAAAACGUUUGUGGCGGGGCCACAAGAGCAACCACCACGGCAACAAGAAGAUAAAUUGAACGUUGAACAGCUCUCGAAAAAGGAACGAAGGAAAACAAUGUCGGAAUCAGGCCCUUCGAGCAGUAAAAAUCGCGUUACUUUCGACGAACCAGAUCGGCCAGUGACGCAUAGCAACGGUGGUUCCCCUCCUGCAUAUGGAGAUGAAGUAACCUCGGCUUUGGCUUUACCAGUGAACAGACUUUCUGAAUCUUCACGAUCAGACGCAAGCUCCGGUGAUCAUGGAGUAUAUGCAACGACCACUACUACCACACAUACUGUGCAAACAACCACAACUUUCUUCCGUCUUCCUCGUAGGAAAAAGCCCACCCCAUUUUUCGAUCUGAGCCACCUUCCACAAAAGUCCGCGCAGAACGAUGCAUCACAUUCGCUUUCUGUUACGAAAUACCCCACGGCUCCUCAAUCCGACCCUGCUGCAGCAAGGGCUCUAACUCCAAAGUCUUCGGAAGACAUGACACCACAAGGUUGUCAGACCCCUUCGUCCCCCAGCGCUUUGAUGAAGAUAUCGUCUAGUCUAGGUCGGCCGGGUUCCCCCAUAUUGCGGCAGGGUUCCACUGCGUCAUCUUCGAGAUCUUCACCUACUCGUUCCAGAUUAACAUUGCGUGGUCGUUCAUCCACUUUAAGCUCUUUGAGGAAUGCGCCAAAUGAAGAUGCUUUAGCUACCCCUACCUUACCAUCGACCAGGACAUCUACAUCCACCGGCAGGAAGAGUUUUGGUGAUCUGUUUAAUCUCACAUCGCGAUUACGCCAGAAUCCCUCCGAAUUACCAAUUAAUUCAGGUCCUACCACUCCUGGAUCCAAUACUUCGAAAAACAAUUCUAUGCAAUUGGCCAGAGAAGAGCCUAUAAUUCUGCCAGAACGAUUUGAUGAUGACACACCAGCUAAUUAUUUGGUCAGGCUUGAAGAGGCUGUUAGCAGAGGUGUUGUAGCUAGUGUUCUGUCGAAAGGGACGGACCCCUUCUCUCAGGCUGUGCUUCGUAGCUACAUGAGAGGGUUUGGCUUCUUUGGAGAUCCGAUGGACAUGGCCAUUCGGAAGUUACUCAUGGAAGUUGAGCUUCCAAAGGAGACCCAGCAGAUCGAUAGAUGCUUGCAAGGUUUUGCUAACAGAUAUCAUGAAUGCAAUCCUGGCAUCUAUGCAUCUCCCGAUCAAGCUUACUUUAUUGCCUUCUCACUUCUCAUUCUACACACCGAUGUGUUCAACAAGAACAACAAGCAUAAAAUGACAAAGGCAGACUACAUCAAGAACACCCACGGUGAAGGAAUCUUUGACGAAAUUCUGGAGUGCUUUUAUGAUAACAUUUCAUACACACCCUUUAUUCACGUGGAGGACGACCUUGAUAUUAAUGGCGAAAGGAUCAUACCUUACAAAAUGAAGAAGAAGUCGAAGAUCCUUCGUGGCGGUGGAGAUCCUACAAAACGUCCCUCGAGGGAACCGGUCGACCCUUAUACUCUAAUUCUUGAUAGCAAACUUGAUACGUUGCGUCCAAAUCUCAAGGAUGUUAUGCAUCUUGAGGAACAUUACAGUUACCUUGGCACUGCGCCAUUCUUGAAUCUACAGAACUUGCAGAAAACGUUCUUCAAGACCGGCGUAUUGCAGAUCGUUUCGGCCAGAUCACGACCAGAUGCUUUCAUGUCCGAGAAAACUGUCACAAAUCCCGAGGAAGCACAAGCUGGUAUUGUGGAUAUCAAAAUAACCAAGGUUGGUUUGCUCUGGCGAAAGGAUCCGAAGAAGAAGAAAACUCGUUCUCCGUGGCAAGAGUGGGGAGCCAUUCUCACUGGAGCUCAACUCUAUUUUUUCCGGAACACUACUUGGAUCAAAAGCUUGAUACAUCAACACGAAACACAUAUCAAACAAGGCCACGAUGGUAGCCCUGUAAUUUUCAAGCCUCCAUUGGAACAAUUCAAACCUGACGCAUUGAUGUCGACUGAUGAUGCAGUGGCUCUUGUAGACUCUACUUACAAGAAACACAAGCACGCUUUUGUCUUCGUUCGCCAUGGAGGAUUCGAGGAAACCUUCUUAGCCGAUAAUGAGGAUGAGAUGAAUGAUUGGCUUGCUAAGCUCAACUAUGCUGCAGCAUUCAGAACCGCUGGGGUUCGUAUGCGUGGAGUGGUUGGGGGUAACUACGAAGGUCAGCGUAAUCGAGGCAUUCGCCGGCUAGAAAGCCAAAACGACUCCACAAAAUCUAUUCAAACGCCUUCUGGGGAAGUCACCAUAGUCAGUGGGAAGAUUGAUAACAAGAUGCAGGACGAUAUUUUGGCCGCACGUCGCCAAAUUAUGCUGCAAAAAAUAGCCGAAUCUGAAGACAAGCUUGCCACUGCAGUGAAACAGCUAGAUUCACAACUGCAGAAUGCUCGCCAUCUACAGAUUCUAGCUCCAGUCCAACCAAAGACAAGAGAGCAAGUUUUGUCGGCUGCAGCUCGUAUGGCUGCUCAGUUGAAGUGGGUUAGAAUGGAAAUUUGGCGCUUGAAAUGUCAUCGGGACAUUUUGAUUUUGGAUUUGGAUGAAGAAAAGAGCAUCGAUGGAGGUAUUUUGCAAAAGGCGGAGUCUAAUGGAGAUACACCAAUGUCGGCACGAUCUGCGCUUAAUCGUUUACAAUCCAAGGCAAGUAGUUUAGAACCACCCAGCGCCCCAAAAUCACCUACUUCAGAUUCCACAACUCGACCUUCUACGUCUGGUCAAUCGUUUUUGCCGCCCGAUAAGGAGACUACGAUGGUAGACAUCUUUCAAACGACACCGAGCUCGAAGCAUAAAGCUCAAGCCUCCUGGGAACUUUCGCCUUUGGGUUUCGACGAACAGUCUCCACGUAAGCCUUCGGUCUCCAGUGUAGUACCUUUGAGCCCAAGUCUCGCCCUCAAGCCAUCUCGAUCUAGCUUGAAGCAAGCUCCAGUCUCGAGUUCUAAACCUUCGGAUGAUCCAAAUCUUGAUGCUGCAGAGCAAUCUGUUCUUGAACAGACUGGAUUGGUUGAUGCAGAUGUGGCGAUUGAUGAGAUUAAAGAUCAGUCGACUGACAAAGGCAAGAUUCGUCGCAGUAUACAUCGAACCCUGCGUGAGGCCCAUGUUCCAACACAUCAUCGAAGCCGCAAAGGCAAAGACUCGAAUUCUAGUGCGGGUAUGUCCGACGAAGGUACUGCAGAUGAUAUACUUUCUCGUGGUUCUGGAAGCUUUGUCGUACACGGCAAAAAGGCUUCGGUCAUCACAUUCGGGACAGAACUGCAAAGUAUGUCAACAGAGGAACGUUUGCGUCUCCGUAAGCAGCCGCACAAGGGAGACUCUGAAGCAGUAUCUCCUGCCACUAUCGACGACGACUUUCACUCGAUACUCGCUGAGCCGGUGGAAUUUCGCCAACGCCAUAACUCGACUGCCAGUACCAGCACAGCAACUGCCAGGAGCUUCCGGGAACUACAUAGGAAAUAUUCUGCGCAAACUCCAGGAGUGCCUCCAAACCUUAUUGUCAAUGUAGAUGACGAUAGCGAAGCUGCAGUAAGCAUAUCUGAAGGUCGACGAAGUCCAUUGCCCCCCGUUGAAGACGAGAACGAGGACGAAUACUCGAGCAGUAAUGAUAAAACCAAAUUCUACACGCCCGAGCCAUCACCACGUGGGCUUGAGUUCGAUGAGGAAUCACUGGUUGAGCCAAAUCAACAUCACGGGAAUGGUCAUAUCGAUUCAAAUGAGUGA